This is a messenger RNA of Xiphias gladius (swordfish), 3021 nucleotides long. RefSeq names its product glycerophosphodiester phosphodiesterase domain containing 1 (gene gdpd1). Gene Ontology annotation, cellular component: endoplasmic reticulum membrane. Lineage: Eukaryota; Metazoa; Chordata; Actinopteri; Istiophoriformes; Xiphiidae. The coding region runs from base 215 to 1168 and encodes 317 amino acids. Gene Ontology annotation, molecular function: phosphoric diester hydrolase activity; phosphatidylcholine lysophospholipase A1 activity. The record is from RefSeq and is a predicted model, not a curated record. The transcript is spliced from 11 exons. Gene Ontology annotation, biological process: N-acylethanolamine metabolic process; glycerophospholipid catabolic process.
AGCGGCUGAUUGUGUUAAGUCAAAGACAGCUGUGGUACGGAGUAGAGUCCGUAGUGCAGAGCAGAGGCCAGUGCAUCACUUUAUCUUCAUCCAAAGUAGCUCUCUGCACAGGUUCCUGGACACUAACUAACUAAUUCUGGGACUUCCCAGGUUAGUCAAGACAAAAAUACAAAGAAAACCAAAACAUUUUGAUGACAAAGCAGACCGAAAGGAGAUGUGUGCUGCUGUGUAUGUCCUGUCGACGGUAACGGGCUACGUGCUCACCUCUGCCCUGCUGCUGAAAUGUCCAGCUCUUUUGCACAGGAGGAAGCGAGAAACUUUCCUCAGCAGACACAUUUCCCACCGUGGAGGGGCAGGUGAAAACCUGGAAAACACCAUGGCAGCCUUUAAGCACGCUGUGGAUCUCGGCACAGACAUGCUGGAGUUGGACUGCCACCUGACGAAAGAUGAACAGGUAGUGGUUUCACAUGAUGCCAACUUGAAGAGGGCCACUGGCAUAAAUGCACAAAUCUCCGAAAUGGCCUACGCUGAGCUACCUCCAUACCUCUGCAAGCUGGGUGUAACUUUUCAGAGGGAGUGUUUCUGCGAAGGAGGAGAAGACAAACGCAUUCCUCUCCUCAGAGACGUUUUUGAUGCCUUUCCUAAUACCCCUGUCAACAUUGACAUCAAGGUCAACAAUGACACGCUCAUCAAGAAGGUCUCUGAGCUGGUCGUUAAGUACGACAGAGAGCAUAUGACUGUGUGGGGCAAUGCCAGCAACCAGAUUGUCAAGAAGUGUUACAAAGAGAACCCUCAAAUUCCAGUCUUGUUCAGCUUUCCCAGGGUAUUGCAGCUGUUGGGCCUCUUCUACACUGGCCUUCUGCCCUUUGUUCCCCUCAAGGAGCAGUUCCUAGAGAUCCCCAUGCCCUCCAUUAUCACCAAACUAAAGGAUCCUAACAGAUUAACUACGAGUCAGCGACUCAUCACCUGGGUGGCAGACACUUUGCUGAUGAGGAAAACUCUUUUUGAGCAUCUCACUGCCAGGGGAAUACAGGUGUACAUAUGGGUGCUGAAUGAUGAGGAGGACUUCCAGAGGGCAUUUGACUUGGGAGCCACGGGAGUUAUGACAGAUUUUCCCACCAGGCUUAAAGACUUCAUGGACAGGAAUGGCAUUUCUAAGCUCCAGUGACCUGCAAAAAUCUACCUCACCCCCACACCAGUGAUUAUCCUUCAACCUAACUAACUGGCUAAACCAGCCCCCCACAACACACAUCCACUUUUACUGCAUGCAUUCCAGCAGGGCUACUACUCUCAAACUGUGUUGUAUAGUCAGUAGGAACCUCUGUCAUGUCAUGUUCUGUAUCCUGCACUGAUUUUUAGGAACCAGUCUUUGCACUGGUAAAACAGGCUUUUGUAUUUUCAAUCACAUAAAAUACACUUAGGACACAUGCUGUACCUGCUGUAUAUUAUUAUCUCCUUUAAUUUGUGGUCUUUGAACGUUCUUUAUUCCCCUGCUGCACACCCAGACAACAGUGUGAGAUUAGCAUUAGUAUUACACAGCUAUUUAAUCUUUUAAAGUAUAGCUAUAAAAUGGGACAAAAUGUCCAUUGAAAUAUGUUUGCAAGUCUUAUCAGUCUUGAAGUUCAUAAUAGAUUCAUGGCUUUUGACUUAUUUUUUUUAAGUUUUAUUGAUUUAAAGACUUAAUUUAGGCUUUUUUUACUGCCUUUAAUUAAAUGACAGUUUGCAGUAUUACUGUAUCAAGUACCUGUGCUAGGACAAACACCAGCAGAUGCAGCUUGAUGUGGAAAUGUAAGGUUUAUUUACCAGCUGCUUUAUAAUUUUUUGCAGUCCAUCGUUUUGUUUUUUGCAAUCAGACUGUAACUUAGCACAUGAAAUAAUACACAAAUCCAAGCAGUUGUUUGAUAUUUUUAUAUGUGCCAGAUGCAGACAAAAAGUUGUCAUAAAUGACAGGGUACAGACACAAGUCCUCAGCUCCACUGAGUUUUAGUAUCAAAUGAACAGUGAGUACUGAGGUCAGAGGUGCUUCUGCUCCAUAUUAAGUUUGAUCAUAGGCAAAUUUAAUUCAACUAGAGAUUGUUCUGUAAAAAACUCUGUUUUUAUAUGUUUUUAUGAAAGAUGAUGGGUUGUACGUUGUACAGCUACAUAGUCGGAUGGGUAUGUGUAGUUCCUUAGUAUCUAGUUUUCUCUGGAUCAAGUGGAGUGACUGAGGUGUCAUCUAUUCAUUAAUGAAUCUGAGAGAGAAAUUUUGCACAAAACAACCUGUGUUGAUGCGAUCGUCGCAGCAUUGAGCUUCGUAUUUAAGAAAUACGAACACUUUUUAAUAUAUGGGCUUUAAAGUGUAAUGGCAACAUAGAAGCACUGAUACAUGUUGAUUGAUAGCUGUAUUGCAGUCAUUUGAAAUUGAAAUUUAUUAAGGGCAUCGAAUGACUAGCAAUUUCUCACUAUGGGUGUCACAGUUUGAAUGUGUAAAGAUUAUUAGGAUUAUCGUACAACUGACAUUCUCUGUUUCAAAUUUGUGACCACAAAGUGAGGGUCUGUAAUGAAUGUAGGAGUGGUUGAAUGUACUGUAUAUUGUUUGGUAUUUUUCUUGUUUGGUAUUUUUUGUCAAAACUGUAUUGGUGUUUUAAUAACUUCAGUUUGUUUUCUGGCAUUUUGUAUUAGUGAAUUCUGCACAGGUGUAAAUCUGAUGUCUGAUAUUUUACGUUGUUUUUAAAACACCUGUACAUAUCAAAAUCAUUAUUCUUUGAGAGAAAGGCCUGUGAUCCACCAAUGAUAUUAAUGAAAACACUCUAGAAUAUUUUGAUUACAUAAACUGUGCAGUACUAAGUGUACAUUUUUUUCGCAUGCUCAGAUGAAUAAGCUGUUGUACUUGAAUAUGUUGCAAGUUUGACUGAACUAGUGUGUGGGACCUGGCUGCUUUGGCCUAUCAAAAUGCCUUAUCCCACAUGGUGUUUGGUGAGAAGUUGUCUAAAAAGUGCAUUUUUAUCAAAAUCAAUAAAAAUUAUAAAUAUUGUCAUACAA